This is a messenger RNA of Closterium sp. Naga37s-1, 1983 nucleotides long. The record is from the annotation of a GenBank genome assembly. Lineage: Eukaryota; Viridiplantae; Streptophyta; Zygnematophyceae; Desmidiales; Closteriaceae.
AUGGAGUUCUUCAGAGACGCCAGCGAUGCGACGAGAGGCCUUAAUUUACUAGAAUCUCCAAGGCCCUUCGCUGGAUCUACGCUCGUCCUGCCUUCAGUGUCCGUGGGGAACGUAGGCCAGCUCACAGUGGACCUGCUCCUUGAAACGCUGCUACAGAAGCAGCACCAACAGAAGCAGCAGGAGCAGCAGCAGAGCCAGGGAGGCUAUAGCAUCGCACGUGUGGGUUGGUUGGAGGAGCCCAAUGUGCUGCCAUGUGCAGGCAACGACCCCUACAGCGUGGGAGGCAGGGGAGCCGGAGGGAUGGGGCUGAGUGCACCAGGUAGCUUGACAACAGCCAUGGAAGUCUUUCUUGCAGUGCCCAAAUCGCAGUCAACCUCUCCUCCUUUCACCGAUGCCUUCACCAUUAUACAGCAACGAUCUCCAGUGGCACUGGGCAGGAUGGAGGAAUUCUCUCGCAAUCUAGCCACCUGGGCAACAUCACAGGCGUUUUCUCGAGUGGUGGUUCUUUCUGGAGCCGAUGCGCAGCGAAGGCUACCUCCUCAAAUUGAUGGGGACCAGUUUCGUUUCCUCCUUGUAGACCCGUCCCUGCCCCCGCCCGCCUCCCCUCCCUCAUCUUCCUCGCCUGAACCAACUCAAUCUGCAUCGUUCAGCACGUCUCUCCUUCAAUCUCUUGGCUGGAAACCUCUAGAGAGCUGCGAUCCAUUUGGUGGCCUUCCCUCUGCUUCCUCCUCGCUUCCAACGGGUGCUGAUGGUUCUGGAACAAGCACAGGGGAGAGAGGGAAUGAAGGUCACAUGGAGCCAGAACAAGAGGAGGCUGUUAUGGCAGGGGAAGAGGGUGAAGAGGAUCCGGGGCCGUUGAGGGGUGGUGAAUGGGGGCCUGAGCAAGGACUAAAGUGGAAAGCUGCCUUUCUCCGCAUCUGCAUUGCACUAAGACAGAACGCCUCACUGCCCUUCUGCCGUCAUCCCUACUCCCAUCUUCUGCUCCACCAAUCGCUGAACCUUCUGGAAGCAUGGAUGGUAUGCAUUAUGACAGGCCAAGCGUUCCCUCUGUCGACUGGUGUGUCCCCCCUUCUUGGGGCCACCUUUCAGCUCUUGCAGCAACUCCUGUUUCCCGAAACCGCCAAAGCCGGCCCUCUGCGCGCUGCUCUCUUCGGUAUCAACGGCGCGCCAGGCAAGAUGGGGCGCGCGGUGGCGCAGUCCGCCAUCGCGGCGGACGUGCCGAUCGUGCCUUUCGGGCUGACGGGCCCAGGGCUGCCCAAGGAACGGCUGACGUACAACGACGACGCGUCCGUGUUCGUGGACGUGUUCCCCUCCAACGAGCGCGACGCCGUGCUGGCGGAGGCGCGCAAGGAGUACCCGGAUCUGAUCGUCGUGGAUUACACGCUGCCGGCCGCCGUUAACAGCAACGCGGAGUGGUACAUCGCGAACCGCGUGCCGUUCGUGAUGGGCACGACGGGCGGCGACCGCGCGAAGCUGGCGGCGGACGUGGAGGCGAGCAGGCUGCACGCGGUGAUCGCGCCGCAGAUGGGCAAGCAGGUCGUCGCGUUCCUCGCCGCGCUCGAGACGCUCGCGGAGCAGUGCCCGGGCGCGUACGCGGGUUACAAGCUCAAGGUGGUGGAGUCACACCAGUCGUCCAAGGUGGACACGUCAGGCACGGCCAAGGAGGCCGUCCGGUGCUUCCAGAAGCUCGGGGUCGAAUAUGACGUUAGCAUGAUCGAGAUGGUGCGCGACCCAUCGGAGCAGAUGGCGCGCAUGGGCGUGCCAGAGAACUACCUCAACGGCCACGCCUUCCACACCUACCACCUCGACUCGCCCGAUAACACGGUGUCAUUUGAGUUCCAGCACAACGUGUGUGGGCGCAGCAUCUAUGCCGAUGGCGCCAUUGAUGCCGUGCUCUUCCUCGCUCAGAAGAUCAAGGAGGGAGACACCAGCAAGACACUUUUCAACAUGAUUGAUGUUCUCAAAGCCGGGAGCAUGCGUUGA